AUGGGUUCGACGCAGCCGUCAGACCCCAAUUUGCCCUUCGGCUAUGCCGUUGAUCCUUCGCAAGACUUCUUCCUCGACCCUCCCGAACCUGCGCCUGGCGCUCCUCUUCUCUCCGACAAUGAAACCAAAUUACUCAGCUCCUUCUUCGAGGACAUGACUGCCGAUCAUUACAAUCUACCUUCUUUCGGCGAAGGACUCAACUUCAGCGAUGCUUGGUUGGAAUUACCUCCCCAGUUCAUGGGGACGGCAACAUCUUUUGGCCAGUCGCCGGCACCGCCGCCUCUUGCUUCCCCUGGGCAUAGUAUGCCCCAUAACGACUUUGCGGACAUGAUGUCCAUGGGCUCAAACCUGAUGCCUCCUCCUCCUCCUCCCCCACAGCAGCAGCAGCAUCAGCAGCAGCCGCCACCGCCGCCGCAGCAGCAUCAUCAUCAGCAAUCACACCCGACACUCGAUCAGCACGCCUCAGCCGACGUUCUUCAGGCCGCCAGCACACUACUGCACAACGGUUCCUCGUCAAGAACAAACACAAAUGGGUCUGGGCCGAUGUUCAGCAGCACCAGGGACGUUCCGCACUCCCUCGGUCCACCCGUCGGCCACCUAAGGCACCAACCUAUGGAGGAUUUCAAGCGUGCUGAACGAGGCAGCGUGGCUCAGGCCAGUCUCGUUGAUGAUCAUGAUAGCACAUUCGCGGACAUGUUUUUCGGACCCGCUCCUGGCGAGAGAGUGUCUUCGCAACGGGCUAACCAGGUUCCCAAUAUCGAUGUACAGUGGGGCUCGGAUGCUCGAUUCAACCGCUCCAACAGCUUUGUUCCGGAUCCUAAAGAAACCUACGAUGCUCUGUCUCGAGGCCAGCUGAGAAAAAGGAGGAAGAGCAGGAGCACGAAGGAGGAAGUUGACGAGGAUGAUGAAGAGAAUGGUACCACAAUGAAAGCGGCAAGAAAACGCAAGACGAAGACCGAACCUACAUCAGCCACCCCGCCAGCAGAAAACGGCACAGGCCGGAGGCGUAAAUCCGGGACUGGGGCCAAACCAGCACGGGAGAACCUCACGGAUGCACAGAAACGAGAAAACCACAUCAAGAGCGAGCAAAAGCGCCGUACUUUGAUCAAGGAAGGCUUCGAUGACCUCUGCGAGCUUGUGCCAGGUCUCAAGGGAGGCGGCUUCAGCAAGAGCACGAUGUUGACUAUGGCGGCCGAGUGGCUUGAAGAGAUAAUGAAGGGCAACGACGAGCUCAGGGCCCAGGAAAGCGCCCUCGUGGGACGGUAA
Molecule: messenger RNA, 1266 nt
Organism: Colletotrichum paranaense
Lineage: Eukaryota; Fungi; Ascomycota; Sordariomycetes; Glomerellales; Glomerellaceae
Product: BHLH family transcription factor
Exons: 3
Coding region: 1-1266 (421 amino acids)
Biological process (GO): regulation of transcription by RNA polymerase II
Molecular function (GO): DNA-binding transcription factor activity, RNA polymerase II-specific; RNA polymerase II cis-regulatory region sequence-specific DNA binding; protein dimerization activity
Source: RefSeq, a predicted model, not a curated record